Molecule: messenger RNA, 5389 nt
Organism: Engraulis encrasicolus (European anchovy)
Lineage: Eukaryota; Metazoa; Chordata; Actinopteri; Clupeiformes; Engraulidae
Gene: myom2a
Product: myomesin 2a
Exons: 38
Coding region: 111-4751 (1546 amino acids)
Molecular function (GO): protein binding
Source: RefSeq, a predicted model, not a curated record
GAGCAAUAUUUUUGUAGCAUCAGCAAGAGACUCCCAGGCGGGUUCAGGCUGGUCUGCGACGCUCUGUGCUGUUUAUUUCUCCAGGGGUCUCUUUUGAAGUUGUUCCCGACAUGCCCACCACGGCCGUACCCAUACGUCAGCAGAAGCAGAAGAUACACGCUAAGAGUCUUCAGCAUGAGUAUUUAAGCUCUAAGAAGGUGGUUGAGCAUCACCACCACUCUCACUCCCACUCCCACUCCCACGCCGUCAGGAAAUCAAGCUCUCAAUCCGUGAAAAAGGAGCAGGCCGAAGCCAAGACGGCUAUGGCGGAACCAGCCUAUACGGUGCCAGCAUUCAAGGAGAGGAGUGCUGAUGACUUACCGGAGUAUGCACGUGUUGCACUGCGUUGUGGGAAGGAACUAGCAGAGCUGCAGAAGGAACUGACCAGAAUGAAGACUGUCACUCACACUCAAGUCAGCAAUAUUGCCCUCACAAGAGAGGUCCAGGAGAUGAUGUCUGUGAAGAGGAAGAUCCCCGUGCCGGCCGACAAGGCUCCAGAGUUCCUGGUGGCCCUCAGGGGACACACCCUGUGGGAGAAGAUGUCCGUCAAGCUCUUCUGCACCGUGGCAGGCACUCCCACCCCUAUUGUCCAAUGGUAUAAGGGGGACAAGCCCAUUGACCCCCUCAGUGUUCCAGGAAAGUACAAGAUUGAGAGCAAGUAUGGAGUGCACAGCUUGAUCAUUAGCAGGUGCAUGUUGUCUGAUACUGCCCAGUACAGUGCCGUGGCAACCAACCACCAUGGCAAGGCAAGCAGCAAGGCCACCGUCGCUGUCAAGAGCCCACCAGGAGCUGGAGAGCUGGCCCACCUGCCUGGCUCAGCCCCCAUUACCCCCACCCAUGCCAGCAAGCUGGACGUCACUCUGCUGGAUGCCUUUGGCGUGACCUUUGGCACCGAGGGCGGCUCAGCCAAGCUCGUUGCCAACCUGGUCGUCGUGCCAGACCUUCCCAAUCUUCCCCCCGAGGUCUUGUGGUUCAGGGAUGACCGCCUGCUGGCUCCCUCCAAGUGGGCGGAGAUAGCUGUGGGAGGGGGCGUGGCCUCUCUCACCUUCCCCCACCUCAACAAGGAUGACGAGGGCCUGUACACCGUGCGCAUCUGGUGCAAGUCUGGCACCGUCGAGCACAGCGCUUACCUCUUUGUGAAAGAUGCCGCUCCCGCUGUGGCAGGUGCACCUGGCGCUCCCAUGGACGUCAAGGCCUCCGACGCCAGCGGCGCUUUCGUCAUGGUGACCUGGAAGCCCCCCAACAUCACCACCGAGGCAGCCAUCACGGGAUACUUUGUGGAUAGGCGUGAAGUUGGCCACACCACCUGGAUCCAAUGUAACGACGCCCCCGUGGCGGUCUGCAAGUUGCCCGUGGAGGGCCUGCCGGUUGGCCACUCCUACCACUUCCGCGUGAGGGCCGUGAACAGCGCCGGCAUCAGCGCCCCCUCCAGGAGGUCUGACGGAGUGUCCGCCCUCCACACGGCCGCAGGCGAGAUUGAAGUGAUUAAAAUCGAUGGAAAAUAUGACAUUGAGAUUCACCGAGAAGACCUUGAAGGUGUGUAUGUCACUUUGCCAGGGCAACCUACUGAGGUGCAUGCCUCAGAGAUAAACAAAAGCUAUGUGGUUCUCAGUUGGACGCCUCCUUCCCCCUGCGGCAAGGCUUCUCUCUGGUACCUCAUUGAGAAGUCGGUGGGGGACACCGGCAAGUGGCAGAGGGUGAACACAGCCACAGUGAAGCUGUGGUCCCCUCGCCACGCCGUGUUCGAUCUCGAGGACAAGAAAGAGUACCGCUUCCGGGUCACCGCCGUCAACCAUUACGGCUCCGGGGACCCGUCCGAGCCGUCCGCGCUCAUCAAAAAGACGGACCCGCAUGGUAAGAGAAGGCGUACUGGUGUCCCUUCUGCACCUGGCCAGGUGGUGGCCACCAGGAACAGCAAGAGCUCCUGCUUCGUGCAGUGGGACCCCCCCAAGCACCCCAACGGCCUGAUGGGCUACUACAUCGACGCCUGCCAGGUGGGCACCAAGGCGUGGGUGCCCUGCAACCACAGGCCUUACAAGCACCCCAGGUUUGUGGUCCAUGGUCUGACUCAGGGAGAGAGCUACACCUUCCGUGUGCAGGCCGUCAACGCCUAUGGGCUCAGUGAGGAGUCCCAGGAGUCCGAUGCCCUCUUCAUUGAUGCCGCUCUGACCGCCCCCUCUGCCCCUCGUGACAUCGUCAUGGUUGCGUGUGACGGCGCCUCCAUGACGCUGGCCUGGAAGAAGCCCAAGAACUGCGGCGGCACCAAGAUCAAAUCCUACUACGUGGACAUGCGCGAGGCCUCCCACAUCAACUGGCACGAGGUCAACACCGGCGGCAUCAAGGAGAGACUCCUCAAGGUAGAGAACCUGACUGCUGGAGUGGCCUAUGAGUUUAAGAUCCAGGCUGGAAACCUGGCUGGUGUCGGACCUGCAUCUGAGGCCAGCAAGGCCCUACUCUGUGAGGCCUGGACCGGAGCAGAGCCAGGCCCAGCUCAUGACAUCAGCUUCGCCGAGGUGCGUGACACCUCCCUGAUGGUGCGUUGGGCGGCCCCCGUCUACACGGGCGCCGGCCCCGUUACCGGAUACCUGGUGGAGAUGGCCAAGAAGGGCUCCUCCGACUUUGUCGCCGUGACCGAGGAAGCCACCGCCCAUCGCUACUUCAAGGUGAGGGGUCUGGAGGCUGGAGCAGCGUAUGUGUUCAAAGUGAAAGCCGUGAAUGAGGCCGGUGUCGGCAAAGCCUCUGCUGCCUCUGACUCGGUGGUGGCUAAGGCCUUGCCAGGCACCAAGGAGAUUAUGUGUGGAGUGGAUGAGGAGAGCGGAGACAUCUUCAUGUCUUUCGAAGCAUGUGAGAUUGCAGAGACGUCGUCAUUCGUCUGGACUAAAGGAUACAAAGAAAUUGCUGCUGGAAGGACCACUGUUACUACUGAGGGAAGAAGCUCCAAACUGACCCUCACCUCGCCCGAGGCUGCUGACCUGGGUCGCUAUGCGGUGGCCGUGACCGACACAGACGGUGUCUCUGCCAGCCACAAGAUCACUGAGGAAGACUUGAAGAAAAUGCUUGAGCUCAGCUACAAUAUCAGACACCCAAUUGUUCCUCUGAAGGCGGUAUUGAACUACGAGGUCCUUGAGAAGGGUCACGUGCGCUUCUGGGUCCAGGCCAAGAAGUUGUCCUCAGCCGUGACCUACAAGUUCAUCUUUAACAACAAGGAAGUGACCGCUGCCGAGGGCACCAAGUUGAGUCACGAUGCGGCCACUGGCAUCAUCCAGAUGACCAUCGAGCACUUCACCAAGCACAACGAGGGAACAUACACCGUCCAGAUCACCGACGGCAAGGCCAAGAACCAGAGCUCCCUGGUCUUGGUGGGAGAUGUCUUCAAGGCAGCGCUGAAGGAGGCUGAUUUCCAGAGGAGCGAGUUCAUCAGGAAAGGAGGUCCACAUUUCUCCGAGUACCUUUCCUUCUUCGUGGAUGAUGAUUGCACCGUCAAUCUGACCUGCAAGGUUGCCAAUGUCAAGAAAGAGACCGUCUUCCACUGGUUCAAGGAUGGCGAGGAGAUUGUCCCUGAGACUGCAGCCAACCCCAUGUCUGGAGUCUGCACACUCCCUCUUCCAAUGUUCUCCAGGAAAGACCAUGGUGUCUUCAAGGCCACCUUGAGCGAUGACAAAGGAAAGGACUCAUCCACUCUCGAUGUCUCUGGCGCAGUAUUCGAAGACAUCAUCAAUGCUCUUGCUAAAGUGGCUGGCUCCUCCGCCAGUGAGCUGGUGCUGCAGUGCACCCCCGAGGGCAUCCGCCUGCAGUGCUACAUGAAGUACUACACCGAGGAGAUGAAGACCAGCUGGUGCCACCGGGAGAACAAGGUUGCGUCCUCUGAGAAGAUGAGGAUCGGCGGCACGGCCGAGAUGGCCUGGAUGCAGAUCUGUGAGCCCAACGAAAAGGAGAAGGGCCAGUACAGCAUCGAGAUCAACGACGGUACCACCGCCCACACUCGCAGCUUCGACCUGUCCGGACAAGCAUUUGCAGAUGCAUACGCAGAAUUCCAGAGGCUGAAGGCUGCUGCCUUCGCUGAGAAAAAUCGUGGUAGAGUGGUUGGUGGCCUCCCAGAUGUAGUCACCAUCAUGGAGAAGAAGUCUCUGAGCCUGACCUGCACAGUCUGGGGAGACCCCACCCCCGAGGUCACCUGGUUCAAGAACGAGACGGAGGUCGCGUCCACCGAACACUGCAAGGUGACCUUCGACAGCGGCAAGUACGCCAGCCUGAACAUCAACCAAGUGACCGCCGACGACUCCGGCAAGUACAGCAUCAACGUGCGGAACAAGUACGGCGGCGAGUUCGUGGAGAUCACCGUGAGCGUCUACAAGCAGGGCGAGGACCCGCCCGAGGCCAAGCUGGGCCACGCCCCCGCGUCCAAGCCGGCCACGCCUGCCCCGCCGCCAUCCAAGCCAGCCACGCCUGCCCCGCCGCCCAAGACCCCCACCCCCACCCCCACGCGCAUGAAGUCUCCCUCCCCGGCCCCUCCUUCCCCCCCUUCCCCAUCCCCAUCCCCUCCCUCCGUCAAGUCCCAAUCCCCUGCCCCUCCCUCCGUCAAGUCACCUUCCCCUGCUCCAUCCCUCAAGUCCCCCUCCCCAGCACCCCCAAAAUCGCCCACCCCACCCAGGAGCGCCAAGUCCCCAACACCCACCAGGUCCCUGAGGUCCCCUACUCCUCCCAGGAAGUAAACAUUAAUAAUACACAACAUGUGGCUUUUAGUGGGAGGUUUUGUUGUGGAAGCUCCGUGUGGAUAAACAGAGGUGUCGGUUGAUUUAUUGACCUAGUGGCUCUCGUUUGUAGUAGUGUGGGGUGAGAGAAGAGAAGAAAAAAAAUAAUAAUGAAGGUUGAUGUCUUUCAUCAUAGUUACUUACGCCACUAUCUACAUACGCUAACUACUUUGCUAAGAUGGCAGUAGAGUGAUGUAAGAGAAAUGGUGUGGUGAUGGCGGUGGCUGAGGAGAGAAAGUGAAAAGAGAGUGAGAAAGAGGAAGACAGCCAGACAUAACAUACAACACCUGCUUGGGUCGCUAUCUACUAGCCCCCGUCCUAGCCACCAGCACUUUUGUGGAAAACCGGCCGCUGUUAGAUUUGAAGUUUGCUUUUUUUUUCGUUCUCUUAUGUUGUUACUGUGCAAUAAAGAAAUGGAUGGGAAAGAAUCACUACUUGGGUUUUCCUUCAGAGAAAACAGAUAUGAGCACAAUUUGUGUGUGUGUGUGUGUGUGUUGUGUUACAGUCACCUGUUGACAUCUGUACUUUUGUGUCUUUGUGCAAUGUUAAGUGUAACACGCAAGGCUUUUUGUUUGCAAUAAACAUCAGUAAUCACCUUC